CCUCAUUUUCUCUCCUAAAUCACCUGUACCAAACACACGCUAAAGGCAUAUAGUCUGAUAGAGAGGUGCGAUGAAAUUGAAGCUUCACUCCUAUUGGAGUUAGUUAAAGUUGCUUCUUCGUUUCUCCUUCUUCUACUAAGCACACUCACCAUCGUGAGAAGUGAAACGCAGAGCCUCCGCCGUAGAAUUCCAUCCAGAUCUACAGUAACAACUACACUGCUUGAUACUGAUGAAUAGCUCUGGAGUACUUAAGUCUUCAAGUUCUGAGUUAGAUCUCGAUCGACCCAACAUUGAGGAUUACCUCCCUUCAGGAGCUGCCAUUCAACAAGAACCUCGCGGAAAGCUUCGCCUGCACGACUUGCUCGAUAUUUCUCCUACGCUAUCUGAGGCUGCCGGUGCUAUUGUAGAUGACUCGUUCACAAGAUGUUUCAAGUCAAAUCCUCCAGAACCAUGGAAUUGGAACAUUUAUUUGUUUCCUUUGUGGUGUUUCGGAGUUUUACUUCGAUAUUUGAUAGUAUUCCCUACAAGGGUUCUUGUGUUAACAAUAGGAUGGAUAAUAUUUCUUUCCUCCUUCAUUCCAGUGCACUUCCUAUUGAAAGGACAUGACAGGUUGAGGAGGAGUAUUGAGAGGUCUUUGGUAGAGAUGAUAUGCAGUUUCUUUGUUGCAUCUUGGACUGGGGUUGUUAGGUACCAUGGGCCAAGGCCCAGCAGGCGACCGAAACAGGUUUUUGUGGCCAACCACACUUCCAUGAUUGAUUUCAUUGUCUUGGAACAGAUGACUGCAUUUGCUGUUAUUAUGCAGAAACAUCCUGGAUGGGUUGGAUUGUUGCAAAGCACCAUUUUGGAGAGUGUAGGAUGUAUCUGGUUCAAUCGAUCAGAGGCAAAGGAUCGAGAAAUUGUGGCAAGAAAAUUGAGGGAACAUGUCCAGGGAGCUGACAACAAUCCUCUUCUCAUAUUUCCUGAGGGAACUUGUGUAAAUAAUCACUAUACAGUCAUGUUCAAGAAGGGUGCAUUCGAACUUGGCUGCACAGUUUGCCCAGUUGCAAUCAAGUACAACAAAAUAUUUGUCGAUGCUUUUUGGAACAGUCGAAAGCAAUCAUUCACUAAACAUCUGUUGCAGCUAAUGACAUCUUGGGCUGUUGUUUGUGAUGUUUGGUACUUGGAGCCACAAAGUCUGAAGCCAGGAGAGACACCCAUCGAGUUUGCAGAAAGGGUUAGAGACAUAAUCUCAACUCGUGCUGGCCUUAAGAAGGUUCCUUGGGAUGGAUAUCUGAAGUAUUCUCGUCCUAGCCCAAAGCAUAGAGAAAGAAAGCAACAGAACUUUGCUGAGUCGGUGCUGCGGCGCUUGGAAGAAAAAUGACUUGUACCUUUUUUUUUUUUUAUUUUUUUUUUUUAAAGUUUAUGCCACCGUUUAUAUUUAGGUUCAUUUUGUCAUGCAUACAUCAAAAAAAAAAAAAAAAGUUGCCCGAUAAAAUUUGGCAAGGAUGAUCAUUUUCUUGGACAAAUAAACGAAUAUGAGUUAUGUCAAAAAAAAAAAAAGGAGCUAUGUUUUUCAUGGAUGAAUAAUUUGAUGGGGUUCUGGAUCUGAGCUUUCAUUCAAACGUAUUAGCAGUAUCUGUUCAAAAAA
Molecule: messenger RNA, 1627 nt
Organism: Medicago truncatula (barrel medic)
Lineage: Eukaryota; Viridiplantae; Streptophyta; Magnoliopsida; Fabales; Fabaceae
Product: glycerol-3-phosphate acyltransferase 9
Exons: 13
Coding region: 230-1360 (376 amino acids)
Biological process (GO): triglyceride biosynthetic process
Cellular component (GO): endoplasmic reticulum
Molecular function (GO): glycerol-3-phosphate O-acyltransferase activity
Source: RefSeq, a predicted model, not a curated record